Heterobilharzia americana is the source of this 495-nucleotide messenger RNA. The record is from the annotation of a GenBank genome assembly. NCBI's taxonomy places the organism in Eukaryota, Metazoa, Platyhelminthes, Trematoda, Strigeidida, Schistosomatidae.
UUUGUUUUUUCCGGUUGAUGUGAAUUGAAGGUCACAUAGGUUGCCUCGGCAUAUGCCAUCAAUAUGAAUAUAGGUGGCGAGUCUAAUGAUGAUGGAGAUGCGAAGAGGAAAGAAGAGUCGGAAAAAAGAAACCAAGAAGUUCGGGCUAAUAUUCUGGCUCGAAUCUUAGACCAAGACGCAAGAGCACGCUUAAACACUAUUGCUAUAACUAAACCAGAAAAAGCCCAGAUGGUAGAAAAUAUGCUCAUAAAUAUGGCUCGAAGUGGACGUUUGGGACCUAAGCUGAAUGAAGAACAGUUGAAGCAAAUUCUGUUGCAAGUUUCUUCCGGCUCACAGAAAUCCACUACAGUGAAGUUUGAUCGUCGUCGGGCAGCUAUAGAUUCAGAUGACAAUGAGCCUAUUUAGUGUUUACCUGGCCAAAUUCAUUAAAAAGACAUUUUAUAUGACGACAUGUAAAAUUGUUAUGAAAAUAAACACCUUUGAAAUUAAUGUUGA